Molecule: messenger RNA, 867 nt
Organism: Porites evermanni
Lineage: Eukaryota; Metazoa; Cnidaria; Anthozoa; Scleractinia; Poritidae
Source: the annotation of a GenBank genome assembly
AUGGAAGAAAAACAAGGACAACCCUUUGAUCCUGCAGAUUGUUUGAUGCGUGCUGUGGCUGAUGUCAUUUGUGGCAUUACCUUUGGAGAAGGUUAUGACACAACCAAUCCGGAUUUGAACAAGCUUUUGAAACUAAACAUAGAAUCGAUAGCUAAUGCUGCUGAUACUCAGUUGGCCUUAGCUUUAGAUUUCUUCCCAGUGGCACAGUACUUACCACUCAAGGUUUAUGAACGCUUUCUCAGGCCCAGUUUUGAAAUUUUUGAUAUAAUCCGCAAAUUUCUGAGUGAACGCAAAAAGACUUUUGAUCCAGAGCGACCAGUAAAAGAUUUGAUCACAGGUCUCCUUCAUGCCAAACUUGAAGCUGAAAGUGAGAGCAAUGAAGAUAGAUCCGCCCUCCUUACUGACGACUACUUCAUCAACACGAUUGAAGAUAUGUUCGCAGGAGGCUAUGAAACUACAAGCACGACCAUGAAAUGGGUUCUAGCAUUCUUGGUUAACUACCCAAAGUACCAAGAAGCUAUUCACCGCCAGUUAGAUGAAGUAAUUGGUGACCAGGCUCCUUCUUUAAACGACCGAUCACGUCUGCCUCUCAUCCAAGCAACCAUUAUUGAAACCCUGCGAGUUGGAAACGUGGUGCCUCUUGCAAUUCCUCACGUUACGGUCACAGAUACAACUCUCUGUGGAUACAGAGUUCCUAAAAAUACCAUGGUCUUUGUUGAUACAGAAUCCGUUCAUUUAGAUCCCAAAUGCUGGGACGAUCCCACUGUGUUUAACCCUUACCGCCACAUUGACGAAGACGGGAAGUUGAUUACCAACCAAGGUAUUUUUUUUUCCUUUUGGAGCUGGACGCCGGGUUUGUGCUGGUGA